GGCACAAAAAUAUAUUGGUCAACCUGGCACGAACACAAAUACUUAAUGAAGCGUUUCGGGGCUAAACUUCAUGGUUUGAGAUCUUAUCAAAAUUUACAAUUGGUUCAUGGAAAAGAUAUUUGUUUGAUGAUUUGUCGUUGCUUCGAAACUCAUUCGGGUUAGAAUUGAAAAAAAGAGGGAGACUUAACAACAACAAAAAAAAAAAAUCAAAACCAUUAGAUUUCGAUUUCAACUUCAAUUUCUUGAAACGGAACAUGACCUGAACUAUUAGGAGGCUUGAUAGUUUAUGUUCUCUUCAUAGAGAAAUAAAUUUCCUUGACAUUCGGUUUCUAAUUUCGUUAUUCGGUUAAACUAAACCGAACCAAUAUCCCACCCCGCACCCCCUAAGUGCUUACAUCUCAGUUCUCACGCUGACCGAAUGAAUACCUCUUAUCACACGAAGCAAAAUGGAGAAUGUGGUAUUGUAAAUCUUAAAUGAGGGGAAGAGUGUAGACUAGAGAAGAGAAAUAGCUAGAGACGGCGGGAGAGGUUGACGGCAGCUCAUAGUGGGAGUUGCUAUCGAAGUAGAGCGACACAAGUUUCUUUCUUUCUUUCUUUCCAUAUUUUUGUUUCCAUCUGGUUUCUUGCUUGUUAGUGCUGUUUGUUGACAAAUGAUCUUUUAUUGUAAAUUUCAUUGAGCAAAUAAUAUUAUUGAAUGGUGUUAUCUUAUAUUAAUUAGUAGAGCGCAAAUUAGAAAAGUAAUUGAUCUGGAAAACGUGGAAGCUAAGUGAGGGGUCUCUGUUUCUCCACCGGAACAGUUGUAUAACAUUGACAAUCACAAUACUAUAUACUACGCCGAAAGGGUUGAAGCUGCUCGUGUGGCCAAAGAUAAAGGUGCGGUGGCCGGCGCCAAUCACUCUCCUUUUUCGCUUCAAACCCACUUAGAGAUGACAAUUUGAACCCGCCCCGCCUCGUCAGCAAACAACCCUUUGGAAUUGUUAAAUAAGGAAGAAAAUGCUCUUAAGUAUGCUACGAUAGUAAAAGUUUGAUGGCGUCUGAUCUUGGGGGCGGGGGAAUUUUUGGAUCAAUUGUAUCAUCGUCAGCUACCCUUUUAUCUCAUGCAUUCAACUCAAUUUAUUUAAGAAAAUCAAGGAAGAAACAUGUUCAAUUUUAUUAAGAAAAUUAGAUUAAUUUACGAUUUUUUUUUACCAAUCAUAUCAUCAUGUACCGUAGGUACAAUCAUGAUAUACUCUAGUAAAAAGUAUUGAUCAAUAAUUUCUUUUGCUGGAAAAUAUAUCAAUAUGAGUGGGUAAUCACAUACUAGAACCCGAUUCAUAAACCAACAUCUAUCAAGAAGAAGACUAUUAAAAGAGAAAAAGAAACAAUAAAAGUGAGGUGCAAACUACGGUUGAUCCAGGAGCGCCUUGACCGGGCUUUGGUCUCGGCCGGUUGGCUAGAUCAAUUGCCUGAUUCGGCUCUCCAUCAUCUUUCUGACCAAGAGUCGGACCAUAGAGCACUGUUAUUGGCCACGGAAUCUGUCCAACGUCGGGGAAAGAAGCUCUUUCGCUUUGACGCUAGGUGGUGUGAGAAUCCAGAAGUUCGGGACAUUGUCCAGGAGGUGUGGGAUAUGAGCUUUGAUGGCACCCCUAUGUUUCGUCUAUGGUGCAAACUUAAAGCCCUCAGGCACCGGUUAUAUGAAUGGAGUAAGCUUGGUAAGAGUAACUCCGAACGGAAAAUUCGGAGCCUCCAACGGGAAUGGGAUGUUACGAGAGGCGCUAUUGAUGUUGACUGGGGAAAGCUUCGAGAGAUUGAAAGCCAUCUACGCGCGGCUUGGGUGGAUGAAGAGAUUUAUUGGCGACAAAAGUCCAGGGUGGGUUGGUUGAAGGAGGGUGAUCAGAAUUCUUCCUAUUUUCAUAAUGUUACUAGGGCCCGUCGUCGCCAUAAUUGCAUUCAUAGUCUCAAAGACCCCGCGGGAAAUUCGGUGACGUCGGAGGAGGGAAAAGCUCUAAUUGCUAAUGAUUUUUAUACCCAUCUGUUCACGUCGGGAGGUUUGGACUCUCAGUCAGUUUUGGAGAAGGUGGGGGCGCUGCAGAUUGAGAGAAGAGUGACGGAUCGGAUGAAUUCUAGGUUGACUGCCGAGGUCUCUCCGGAGGAGAUUCGCAACAGCGUUUUUCAAAUCGGAGCUACGCAGGCACCAGGAUCGGAUGGGUUCACAGGAGUUUUUUAUCGGAAGUUCUGGGAGAUAGUGGGUCCUGAUGUGAUUAUGGCGGUCCGACAUUUUUUCGAUACUGGCUCCCUCCUGAAAAACUGUAAUCAUACUUGGCUGGUGCUCCUUCCAAAGGUUGAUAAUGCUGAAAAUAUGAGGGAUCUUCGGCCCAUUAGUCUAUGUCAAUUUGCCUAUAAGAUCAUUGCGAAGAUUUUAGCUGAGAGGCUUGCUCGAUACUUACCAUCAAUUGUCUCUCCAGGGCAGAACGGUUUUGUACGAGGCAGGCAAAUCGUGGAUAAUGUUCUUAUAGGGCAUGAGGUGAUGCAGUACCUGAAAAAUAAGAGGGUGGGAAAACAGAGUUUUAUGGCCGUCAAGGUGGAUAUGGAGAAGGCAUAUGAUAGGGUGGAAUGGCCAUUUUUGUUCGCAUUGCUUGAGAAACUUGGUUUCAGUGCGCAAUGGAUUAGAUGGCUUUGGGUUUGUGUGUCUUCUUCAUCGUUCUCUGUUCUCAUGAAUGGUCAGCCGUCUGGUUAUUUCCAAACUUCGCGGGGACUUCGACAAGGUGAUCCGUUGUCGCCGCUUUUGUUUGCUAUUUGCACAGAAGGCUUUGCUGCUCUGCUUAGACAAGCGUUAUCGUCUCGUGCUCUUUCUGGUCUUCGUAUUAGUCCCAGAUGUCCUGUGAUCUCGCACCUAUUUUUCGCAGAUGAUUCAUACCUGUUUCUGCGAGCUUCUCGAGCCGAAUGUGCUAGUCUCAUGGUUCUCUUGCACCAGUAUGAGGAGCUCAGCGGUCAAAAGGUAAAUUUAGAUAAGUCGGCAGUCUGCUUUAGCAGGAAUGUUCUUCCACGGGAUGCACAAGAGAUGGGGCAGUUACUUGGGAUUGGAGCUAUUGGUGUAACGGAUCAAUACUUGGGUCUCCCUUCUCUGGUGGGGAGGUCGAAGUAUGAUACGUUCCGAUAUAUAGAGGAAAGGGUCAUCCAAAAACUCCAGGGAUGGAAGCAGCAGUGUCUUUCUUGGGCCGCUAAAGAAGUUCUUCUGAAGGCAGUUGCUAAUGCUUUACCCAUUUAUGGGAUGUCUUGUUUCCUGUUCCCUCUGACUCUGUGUCGUUCUCUAGAUAGACAUUUGGCUCGGUUUUGGUGGGGGGUUAAACAAGGGGAAAGGCGGAUCCAUUGGGUUUCUUGGAAAGCGAUGUGCCUCGGUAAGCAGGAGGGUGGGUUGGGUUUCCGUAGAUUUGAAGAGUUUAAUCAAGCUCUUCUGGCUAAGGUGGCCUGGCGAAUCUGGAAGGAUCCCAAUUCCUUGUUGGCUCGAGUGUAUAAAGGGAAAUACUUUCCCAAUUCAAGUAUCUUGAGUGCAAGGACUGGGUCUCUCACAUCUUGGGGAUGGCGUGGCAUUCUUCGAGGGCGUGAUCUGCUUCUCCAAGGGCUUCGAUGGCAAAUUGGGUCAGGGGAUUCAGUAGAAGUGCUCACUGAUAAUUGGGUGCCAGCUCUACAUCCGUUUCCCCCCAAACCGCGACAGGGUAUUAUUGGAGUGGAAGGCAAAGUGGCGUCUUUGAUUUGUCCUAAUCAGGGUGUCUGGAGGGUAGAUUGCCUUCGUCAGAUCUUUGAAGAAGACACGGUUAAAGCUAUCUUGGCUAUUCCUCUCCCCAUUAAGGUUGUGCCAGAUCGCCUGGUCUGGGAUGGAGAAAUCUCUGGAUGUUAUACUGUCAAAUCAGGGUAUCACAAGGCGGUCGAGUUAAGACGGCAGAAGGAGCUGCAGGUGAAGGCAGUCGCUCUAUCCUGGGACCGUAGCCUGUGGAAACGAAUUUGGGCCACUCCGAUACCGCCUAAACUGCGGUAUUUUAUUUGGCAGCUUGUCCGGGGUGUCUUGCCAACUGGUGAGGCACUGAGUACUCGCGGGAUGGAGGGGCUGGAGCCAUGUCCAGUCUGCGGGGAGGAGGUGGAGUCUCUUGAGCAUCUCUUCUUCCGAUGUCGUGUAGCGCUGCAGCUCUGGGAGGGGGCCGAGCUUCACCUGCUGAGAGAUCGGUUCCCACUUAACAAUAUAAGCAUCUUUUGGCGCAGGGUUCUCGAGGAAGGCAAUUUGGACAGGAGCACGCUGAUGCGGGUGGUGGCUCUUUUUUGGCGUGUUUGGCGUGCGCGAAAUUGGGUUGUGUUUGAUUUCACUCAGUUCAUUGUCCCUGUUUUGCUUUCUCAGUUUCGUUCGCAGGUCACAGAGUGGGAUUCCGUUCCUGAUAAUCAACAAAGGCCGCCUUUUCCAGGUCCUGGGGGUCCUCGCCUAGCGGUUAGAGAGUCAGUCCCGCCUGGGGAGUUAGUGUUGUUUGUUGAUGGGGCCACGCUGCGUGGUUCCCACGGGGCUGGAGGUUGGGUUUUGCAGGAUCCAUCGGGCGUGGUGGUGGCGCCUUAGCGGCCUUGUAUGUGGGGAUUUUUGAUCCCUCCUUGGUGGAGCUGUUAGCUUUUCGGGAUGCGAUUCGUUGGUGUUUGGCACGAGGUCUUCAUUCUAUCGUCUUUGCUGGGGAUGCACAGGUGGUGAUUAGAAGGAUUCGAGAAGGUCAGGUUGAUGAUGUUCAGGGUGGCACGGUUUUGGAAGAAAUUCGAUGCUUGACGGGCUCGUUUUCGGUGUUUGAUAUUCGGUUUGUUGGUAGGGAUUGUAACAGGGUUGCCCAUUUGGUGGCAAGAAAAGCCCUUUCGUUGUUCCCUCACUUAGGAGGGUUCGAUUUUGUUUCUUGGCUGUUUUCAGCUGUGUGACUUGUUAUAUCUGGCUUUCUCGGUAAUACGAGUGAUCUUUUGGCAAAAAAAAAAAGAGGUGCAAACUACGGUUUAAUCGGAUGAGCACCAACGUUGCAGAGAGACGUUGGUGAGCAAGCAGAUAGCGAUAAAUUGUAGUAGCAGUCAAAGAUGGGCGACUCCCUGCCUGUCCGCCGCCGCCAAAGGGAAAAAAGGUAGGUUUGUUUAUGUUAUGUCUUACCAAUUUUUCAACAAACCAGGAGGAGGAUUUCGUUUCACCAUUCACAAAAGCAAUGACGCGUCUUUCACUUAGUCACUUAUCUUCUCAUUGCCAAAUUAAGCCGGUCGUUUCCUUGUCCUUCGCCUCAAUCUAAUCUAAAAGUGGUUGCAACUUUCAAGAGCGGUGUCUACUGUCUACCUUUGGUGCAUAGAAUACUCAAAAUCCAUAGAUAAAUAUCUCUGGCUACACUAUUAGUAGGAAAAUAUUAUUCAGACAUUGGAAGAAAAAAAAUGGAAUUUUCGGAUAUUUUGUUACAACAUAUAUCUUAACGAGUGAAUUCUAUGUAAUAUGUCUCUAAAAUCACAACUUAAACUUUUGAAUGAUGUAUCUAGUAUGUUUGAUAUAUUUUGGCGAAACAUUUUAUUUUUUCGUGAAUAAAAUGGUGAAAUAUUUUAUUAAAUUAAAAAAAUACAAACAAAUUAAGUAGGCGUUUUACAGGCAGCAGCAGGCCUCUCACAUCCCAUUAGGGGUGGGCAAACGGUUUGGUAAAUCCGAACCGAACCAAAACGAAACCGAAUUAAACCGAACCGAAACCGAAUUAAUGCUAUUCGGUUCGGAAGGAAAAUAUGGAUAGUUCGGAAACCAGGGUUCUUUCAACCGAACCGAAUUUCCGAAUUUCCGACCGAAAAAUAGAAAUACUAGAAUUGCAAGCUCCAAAUGGUGGAUUUUUAUGUUUGUAGUUGUUUUUAGACUUAAAUAUUUGAAAUGUUUUAUGACUUAUGUAUUGAAAAGUUGAUUUUAUCAUUGAUGAUGCAUAUAAUUGAUAUUUAUUGUUUAUAUUAGGUUUAAUACACUUGUAUAUCCAAAAAAAUUACGGUUGUGCCAAUAAUAUCCAAAUUUUUCGGAAUACCACUUAUAUCCAUGUUUUAAAGUUGUUCUUUGCCAAAUCUAUCCAUUUCCCAAUAUAUUUUUGGUUAAAUACACUUGUAUAUCCAAAAACACCGUUAAAGAAUGUGAAAGAAUUGGAUAUAAGUGGUAUUUCGGGAAAUUUGGAUAUUAUUGGCACAACCGUGAAAGUUUUGGAUAUACAAGUGUAUUUAACCUUUAUAUUAGGGGUAAAAAAUAAUUUAAAAGUGAGAAAAUACAAGUAGCUUCACAAAUUCGGUUUUGGGUGAAAAAUCGAACCGAAUUAUAAUUUGGUUUAAACCGACUGAACCGAAUUAUAAUUCGAUUCGAAUUCGGUUUGAGAUUUGGUAGAAUUCAGAGACCCGGUAUUCAUAAUUUCGGUUCGGUUUCGACCGAACCGACCAAAUGCCCACCCCUACAUCCCAUCAAAGAUAUUGGAGUCAACGAAAUAAAGAAGUGUACAUACA
Molecule: messenger RNA, 6492 nt
Organism: Linum trigynum
Lineage: Eukaryota; Viridiplantae; Streptophyta; Magnoliopsida; Malpighiales; Linaceae
Source: the annotation of a GenBank genome assembly